AACUUAUAAAAAGGCGAAAUCCCAAACCCUAGGUUUAAAAUGGGAGGCAACGAAGGAGGAGGAGGAAGAAUACGAGAUAUGAUGGUAUGGGGAACAUGGGAAGAACUGUUAUUAGCCUGCGCUGUUAAAAAACAUGGAACUAGCAACUGGGAAUUAGUUGCCAAUGAAAUACAAAACAAAAAUACUAAUACUAUUGUAACACCUCACAACUGUAAACAGAAAUACCACGAUCUUCAUCAAAGAUUUAUGAUCGUUGAUGAUGAUGAUUCUGAAAUAACCGAUGGUCGUCGCCAUAAUAAUAACCAUAAUGAUAAUGAUGAUGAAAAUCUAUAUUCAAAUAACAACAACAACAGGAUUCCUUGGCUUGAUGAGUUGAGAAAACUUCGUGUUGCAGAGCUUAGACGCGAGGUGCAAGAAUAUGAUGUUUCGAUCUUGUCUUUGCAAUUGAAAGUAAGGAGAUUGGAAGAAGAAAGAGAAGAAAGCUUAAAGAAAGAUAAUAAUAUUAAUAAUUUAGAUGUAAAACCAGAUCUAUUGGAAAACAGAGCCAAAGAGGAAGAAGAAGAUGGGAAGCAGAUUCAAACUGAACCGCUACGAUCCCCGAUUGAGAAUAAAGCCGAUAAACCGGUUCCUGGUGAUGAAUCUGACCGGGAUAAUCAGUCAUUUAACGAGUCUAAUUCAUCAGAUCUAAAAGAUGUGAAGAAGAAGAGUCCAGAAGUUGAGAAAAUACCAGAAACAGUUACAGAGAAACAGGAUCGAUUGGGGGAAGAUUCGUGCAAUGGAAGUUCUGAAACUAUUGCCAAAGAUUCAGUUGUUCGAGACGUGAAGAAAUCAUCGGAGACGACGAUCCCUGUUACAGAAACUCGUGAACCAACCGAGUUAUGGGAAUCGGUGGCUGAGUCAAAAAGUGGUGGUAAUGGAGGAGAAGAAGGGACAAAAGAGAGUAGCGACGUGCAAAGUUCUGCGAGCUUAUCAAAGAGAAAUCGACGGAGGAAAAUCACUUCCGGAAGUAGUAGCGGUGAAGAACGAGAAACAGACGAGGUUUCUCCCGCCAUCAAACGGAGCUCUGUUAAAUCAGAAGAAGAACCACCGUUGCUUGGUUUUCUCGACAUGAUUCUUUCUCACAAGUUUGGCUCCCUCUUCGAGAGCCGGCUCGAAAGCCAGGAAACAAGUGAGUACAAAGGUCUAAUCAGACAACAUAUAGAUAUCAAAACUAUUCGAACAAGAUUGAAAGAAGGUAGCUACAAUGGUAGUUGCAGCUGGAAAUUCUUCAGAGAUUUGUUACUUCUUUUCAAUAAUGCUAUUGUCUUUUACCCGAAGAAUUCAUCAGAAUCAGUUGCAGCUACCGAGCUCCGUGAUUUGGUUCUCAAAGGAAUAUCGUCAAGAUCGUCAAGGUCAUCAUCAUCUCGUAGUCAAAACAACAACCCCUCACCUAGAGAACCCACUGCGCCAAAACUACAGCAAUCAACAUUACUCUUGCCUAAAUCUGAUCCUGAACUUUCGGAUUCGUUCCUGCCAAAAUCGAAACCAACUGGCCUGAUCUUUGCGUGUCGAAAACGCAGCUCAAUCUCUGCUAAGGCGGGAAACAGCGCUAAACCAGUUGAAUUCAAAGGAUCAGAUCAGAAGAUUGUUGAGGAGAAACCAGUUUUGGAUAAGAAACUGAAAGAAAAUGCUUCUGCAGUGGAAGAACAAAUCGUGUUUAGCAAACGAAAAGGGCAAAGAUCUGUUUCUGGUGCGAGGAGUUCAGCAUCAAACUUUAAGAACCGCAAUAACAACAACACUGACAGAAAUAGUUCAAAGGGUGGCAGUGGUUUUGGUGGAGACGAGACUAAUUUAGAGACUAAGAAAGAGAAAGAUAAAAAGAAUGACAGUAACAAUGCAUCAACAGCAUUGACAGAUACAGUAGCUAAGAAGAAAAGUGCGGCAAACUUCUUAAAUAGAAUGAAGACGACUUCUACUUCGUCCAAUAACGUUAAAUUGUUAGAGACGUUAAAGAAUUCAUCUUCAGGAAACAACUCUAAUACUACUAGAGGAGAAAAAGGAGGGAGUAGUAAGGAUGAAAAGCAUCGAGGUAAAGGUAGUGGUAGUGGCAGUAAGAAAGACGAUCAAGUUACAAGACAGGGUGAUCAAGUUACAAGACAGGGUUCAUCGAAAAGACAAAGGGCUCAAGAAAGCAGUCCAGUAAAGAGAAGUGUGGGGAGACCACCAAAGAAAGCACCACUGCUGCCGCCGCCAUCAUCUUCAAAGAGAACUAGAGAAAGAGAAAAAGAGGCUGAAGCAGAGGUUAGACAGCCAAGGAAACGAACAAGAAGGUGAAGGGGAUAACAUGAGUAGCUCUCGUGUUUCUCUUUAGUGUCAGUGUGUGUUUCGUUUGUAUUAGACUAGAUUUUAUUUUUCUUUUGUGAUACAAUUGAUUUUGGCACUGCUCGGAGAACUUCAGAACGCUUUUUUGGAUCCUACUCUGAAAAAGGCAUGGAACUACUUUAUCUCAAGAACGGACCCUUCUUGGAUUCACAAGGUGAAGGUAAAAGAACAAUUUUCAUGGACAAUAAGCAAAGGUGAGAAGAUGGGAAAUAAAGUUCGACAAUUGUUACCUUUUGCCUGUUGCAAUUAUGUGGGCUCUCUCGUCCCAAAGAAACUACAAACCUAAGUCAAAGAUGGUGGGGGUGGGAAAAUGAGAUCUGUUCAUUUCCAUCCCAUAAUGGCAUAGGCAAAUAUGUAAAUGAGGUAGAGGGCUCGGUUCUAAUUGGGAUGACAAUUGUCUCACUCAGAGCCGACUGUCCCACUUUGAGUUGAUUAUAGCUAGUUCAAUCCAAUCGUUAUAAUCUCAUUCCGUACGAAUUUU
Molecule: messenger RNA, 2842 nt
Organism: Papaver somniferum (opium poppy)
Lineage: Eukaryota; Viridiplantae; Streptophyta; Magnoliopsida; Ranunculales; Papaveraceae
Product: general transcriptional corepressor trfA-like
Exons: 3
Coding region: 40-2313 (757 amino acids)
Molecular function (GO): protein binding
Source: RefSeq, a predicted model, not a curated record